AUGUCUCUGUUCCGCACCAGCUUCCCUACCUCGGGCGACUUCUCGCCUCUCUUCCGCCUGUUGGACGACUACGAUGUUCAUCGAUCCAGCCGCGGAACUACUUCCACUCAACACUUCAGUCCUCGCUUUGACGUGCGCGAAAGUGAGGAUGCCUAUCACCUCGAUGGCGAGCUACCCGGUAUCGCUCAGAAGGACAUCAACAUUGAGUUCACCGAUCCCACUACCCUGGUCGUGAAGGGUCGCACCGAGCGCGAAUACCACUCUGAGGAGCCCAAGGAGCGCACCGGUGAACAAGCCAACACUGACCACACCACCGAAGUCACCAAGUCUGGCCACCGCUUCUGGGUCAGCGAGCGCUCGAUCGGCGAGUUCCAGCGCACCUUCACCUUCCCUGGCCGUGUCGAUCAGGACAAUGUCAAGGCCAGCCUGAAGAAUGGCAUCCUCUCCAUGGUCAUUCCCAAGUCCACCCAGAAGGCCACCAAGAAGAUCACCAUUGAGUAA
Messenger RNA from Penicillium diatomitis, 501 nucleotides. Its product is annotated as Hsp20/alpha crystallin family protein. Gene Ontology annotation, biological process: protein folding; response to hydrogen peroxide; response to heat. NCBI's taxonomy places the organism in Eukaryota, Fungi, Ascomycota, Eurotiomycetes, Eurotiales, Aspergillaceae. The record is from RefSeq and is a predicted model, not a curated record. The transcript has a single exon. Bases 1 to 501 code for a protein of 166 amino acids.